AACAUCAAAAUUUUAUUUCCGUCCUCCAAAAUUUGAAUUGCGGCUAAUUUACAGAAUUACCCUCAUUUCUAGGAUGUUUCGGUAUAAAAUAUUUAUUUAUUACUGUGUACCACUUCCUAACAUUAAAAUUGAGCUUUUUCAUUAGUUCUUUUCGUACUUGAAACAUUUAGUACAAAAAAAUCGAUAUUUGACGAAUUGAAAGGGUUGCGUUCUACGCAAUCAUUACCCCUCUCGUUGAUAAGAGGGUAUUUUCUGUGUGCUCGCUUUCCAUUUAUGAAUAUGGGGUGAAAAUUUCAACAUAGUGGUGUAAAUUAUUACCGAAUAUUCAAAACUAGACGUAGAUUGAGCGGAUGAAUGUGAUGGUGAAUAAUUCCGUAGUAAAUGCGAGCAACUGCGAAUAUUCUCAGGCAUUUCCGCUUUCCAAAGAAUGAAUUUUCCAUCGUUUGGGGGUCAUUUCUCUUCCGGUAUCCCAAAUCUUCAUCAAUUCGCAGCCAAAUUCUCUCAGGACAAUAUAUCUUCCAAUAAUGUUGCUUCCAAUGAAGAAUCAAAUAAUGCUAGGUAUGCUUCCAAUGGGUUAUCAUCUUUUUCCCAUAAUCAUGUUCAAUUACAACAACCUUUACUUACCAAUAAGUACCAAAAUAAUUAUAUAAAUCAAGAAUCCGGUAAUUAUGGACCUACAGUUCCAAAAAAUGAUAAAAGAGGAAGUUUUGAUCAAGACUUGACCCAGGAGAUUUGUGGAGCUGUUCUACAUCAUGAAGAGAAAACUUCAGUUCAAAAGAUCAAACAAGAGAGAAGGCUGGAUGGUCAGUCACAAAUUACACAGAGUAAUCCGGAUGAUCACCCACCUACUAUUUCAACUACUUGGCAAACUCUUACUUCGGCUGGUUCUACUGUGGCAGAUUACUUGUCACACUUGCCAGCAUCAACUCUGCCUCUGAGUUUGCAUCAUUUUCUAAAAUAUUCUGCAGAAAGCAUAAAAAAGGAAACAGCCUCUGAACAAAUGGUUCACAAUCAUAAUUCUAAUAUGAACAUUCUUCAAAACAACUCACUCAAUAUCAGUCAUUUGAAUGGUUCAAUGAAUAACGCCAUAUUCAAUAAUCAGGUCAAUAAUUUGGCUACCAAUACAGGCAAUUCAUUGAAUGGUUUAUCCUCGGCUAAUAUAUCCAACUUUCAAAAUCUAUCUCCGGUGAAGAAAAAAAAGAAGAAGAAAGUUGAAAAGGAGAAGAAGCCUAGACCGAAGCCAGGUGAAAUAAGACUGACAACAGCAUUAGAUGGUUCGACUCUUUAUUGUUGUCCAGAAUGCCAUAUGGCAUAUCCAGAGAAAGAAUUACUGGAGCAACAUCUUCUGGGUCAUACACUAGAACGUAGAUUUGUCUGCGAUAUUUGUGGUGCUGGUUUAAAAAGAAAAGAUCACCUGACUCGUCACAAACAAAGUCACAAUCCUGAAAGACCUUAUGUUUGCACAGUCUGUCUUAAAGCUUUCAAACGGAAGGAGCAGUUGACACUUCAUUUCGUAAUACAUUCUGGAGAAAAAAGACACAUUUGUCCGGAGUGUGGGAAAGGAUUCUAUCGCAAAGAUCACUUACGCAAGCAUACGAGGUCGCAUAUCGCUAGAAGAGUUAAAGCAGAACUAUCCCAGCAGGGUGGAGGUGUUUCUCAAAAUUCUUCAAUGAGUUCGUAAAGUAGGGAGAAAUUUCAAAAUUUCAAGUUCUAAAUUUUUCGGAAAAUGUUUGGCUGUGAUUUUAGUAAUAAAAAAAAUUUGGGCUAAAUUUAAAAUUGUUCCUAAUGGGUGGAGAUGUGUCGAAAUGGUUGGAAAACACUUCUUGGGCCUUGUUUGGUGUUUACUGAGAAAGUCAUUGAUAUACUACCUCAGAGAAAUCAUUUAUUUGUACCAAGUACAACUUUUCAGUUAUUUAUUUGUUGAUUUAUGUACAUGUUGAAUUUUAUUUGAUGUAUUCUCGAAAUUGAUAUUAUUUAUAUUCCAGUUUUUGGGACCCAUUAUGUUUUUUUCUGAAUAUGCUUAAUGUGUUAUGAAAUUAAUUUAUUUUUAAUUCACAAAAAAUUUAUAUUUGAUCAAUAAAAUACUGCAAUAUUGAUGAAUUUUCAGUAAUUUUGUAGUUUGUUUAAAGUAAAAUCUUGCUUAAGUAUUCAACCAAUUGAAUGAAUUCCCUUUUCAAAUAUUGCAGUAUUGAAGUCAAAAAAUAAGAGCAUUGAGGCAAUACUCUUCAAAUUUAGUAAUAUUCCGAGUUGUGAUGAAAAUUCCUAUUAUAUAUACAUAUACUGAGAUUUCAAAAUUUAUAGAUUUAUGCAAACAGGAAAAUAUUUUUACAUAUAAUGACCCAAGUUUGUAAUAAUUAUUGUGAGUGUUAUAUUUUUAUUUAAACGAUGUUUUUUUAAUCUCACCGUUUGUAUAUUCCAUUAUUCUUCAGUUAGAUUGUUAAAAUCUGAUACAAGAAGUGUCAUACGUGUUCUUGAUACAUUUAAAAUUGGGUCAAACAAUAUGAGUAAGUACAAAACAUGUAACCUAAUAAGUAUACAAAUGUAGAAGACAGAUUUCGAAUUUUUUAUACUGCAAAUUGGUCACACAGUAUGUUUUAGAAUAGGAUUCAAAUGCUUGACUCGAAAAAAAUGUUUUCAUUCAAGCCGACUAUUCUGAAAUGUACUCAGACUUGCUUCUUAGCCAGUGCUUCCCAUGUAACCCUUGAAAAAUAAAAUUUAUUGUAGUAAA
This is a messenger RNA of Coccinella septempunctata (seven-spotted ladybird), 2728 nucleotides long. RefSeq names its product zinc finger and SCAN domain-containing protein 21-like. Gene Ontology annotation, cellular component: nucleus. Gene Ontology annotation, molecular function: RNA polymerase II cis-regulatory region sequence-specific DNA binding; DNA-binding transcription factor activity, RNA polymerase II-specific. Gene Ontology annotation, biological process: regulation of transcription by RNA polymerase II. The record is from RefSeq and is a predicted model, not a curated record. Lineage: Eukaryota; Metazoa; Arthropoda; Insecta; Coleoptera; Coccinellidae. Bases 428 to 1681 code for a protein of 417 amino acids. The transcript is spliced from 2 exons.